Nylanderia fulva is the source of this 816-nucleotide messenger RNA. NCBI's taxonomy places the organism in Eukaryota, Metazoa, Arthropoda, Insecta, Hymenoptera, Formicidae. The record is from RefSeq and is a predicted model, not a curated record.
AUGAGUGUUGGGAGGGCGCUGAGUGGCGGUAGUUUUGCCAGUUGUUUUGUAUGUGCGCUGCGAGAUGGUGUUGAUAUCCAUGAACAAGGCUUGAUAUCCAUGGGCAAUAAGUUAUUGCCCACGGUUUUCCCAAUAAUUGAAAGUUUAACGAAUAAUGUUGCGAAUAAUAAUUUAUAUUCAGAAACGCCAGCAUGCUUCUCAGCAAGACUGACAGCUCGACUGGGCGCACAGCCUAUCUGUCGACGCGAUGGAACAUAUGCACCGAUUCAAUGUCAUGUAGAGACUGGAUAUUGUUGGUGUGUAACGCCACAAGGUCGGCCGUUACCCGAUACAUCAGUAAGACACCAAAAACCAAGAUGUCUGAGAUCCGACUCGAAAUCUGCUGUUUCUACUAGAAGUGGUCAAACACGACAUUCGCUAAGAAAACAGCGCACACAGUAUACAAACAACAGACAUCGUAACACUUGCGAUCGAACAGAGAAGUCCAAAUUCAAUGAGAACCUUAUCGAAAAUUUCAGAAUCGAAUAUAGACGGAUCAAUAUAUCUGUUGACGGCGAAAAAAAUAGUGAACGAGUGCUGUCAUGGAAAUUUGGAAUGCUGGACAAAGACGGGAAUGGUUAUUUAGAUUCGGAAGAGUAUAAAGAACUUAGAAGACUCGCUAAAAAGGCGGUGAGGCCAAAAAAGUGUGCCCGAACAUUCGCUCGCACGUGCGACCUAAAUCGAGACUUUAUGCUGUCCAGGCAGGAAUGGGGUGCUUGCCUCGCAAAUGACUUCACUCGUAAGUUAUACGCAAAUCGCAUGUCUUCUUUCAUUUGA